Molecule: messenger RNA, 431 nt
Organism: Staurois parvus
Lineage: Eukaryota; Metazoa; Chordata; Amphibia; Anura; Ranidae
Source: the annotation of a GenBank genome assembly
AUUUCACCUUUCCCUUCACUUCAAUUUUCUGUUUGUUAUUUUUUGCUAGAGAGUUUUUUUUUUUUUUCUUGGGAGGGUGCAUGUGAUCAGCACAGGGCCAAUCAGCACUGUCCAGACCAGGGGCGGACUGACCAUUUGGAAACUCUGGCACUGCCCGAGGGCCCAGGGUCAGUAGGGGGCCCCAUGAGAUGCCCCUGGGUCCUUGCCCAAACUCAAAAAAAGCCUAUGAAAAAGGUACCAGGGGCAUCUCAUGGGGCCCCCUACUGACCCCAGGACCUCAGGCAGUGCCCGAGUUUCCAAAUGGUCAGUCCGCCCCUGAUCAGAACCCAUUCUACUGUGCAUGUUUACACAGAACUGUGAGUGCUCCAGUUGGGUCCUUCUCCAUUGGGCUGUUUCCUAAAUACAAGUUUUGUUAUCUGCAACUGGACUCA